AUGGAUGCUAUGGCCUUGGUGCAGAAAUACGGUAAACCAGACAUCUUCCUCACCAUGACCUACAACCCCAACUGGGAAGAAAUACUUAGGGAGCUUGAACCUGGCCAGACACCACAAGACCGUCCUGAUCUUGUUGUGCGAGUAUUUAAAGCCAAAUUAGAUGAUCUCAAGUUUCAGCUCUUCCAUAAUCAUAUCCUUGGUGUUGUUGCGGCGCAUGUCCAUGUCAUUGAGUUUCAGAAAAGGGGUCUACCGCAUGUAUACUUCCUCCUUAUCAUGAAGUCAGGCUAUAAGCUUACAUGUCCAGAACAGUACAACACUGUCAUUUCUGCAGAGCUUCCAACCAAGGAAAGGUAUCAUGAGCUUCAUGAAAUGGUUGUCAAACACAUGAUGCAUGGUCCUUGUGGUUUGUUAAAUCCUGGUAAUGUAUGUAUGAAGAAUCAAAAUCACACAUGCAAGAGCUAUUAUCCACGCCAGUUUACUGAAACAACUCUCCAAGGCAAGGACUCUUACCCCAUCUACAGAAGACGGGAUGAUGGGCAGAAGGUACAUGUAAGAGGGCAUGUCUUGGACAACAGAUGGGUUGUGCCUUAUAAUCCUAAGCUACUAAGGAGGUAUGACUGCCAUAUCAACGCCGAGGUUUGCUCAAGCAUUAAGGCUGUCAAGUACCUUUACAAAUACAUCUACAAGGGUCAUGACAGGGCAUCUGUUUCUAUCAGUGAUGCCGAUGGCAAUCAUGAGAUUAAUGAGAUCGAUGAUUACAGAGAAGCUAGAUGGGUAGCCCCACAGGAGGCACUGUGGAGAAUCUUUGCCUUCGAUCUUAGUGGGAUCUCCCCCCCAGUGCUCCAGCUGCAACUUCAUCUCCCUGGCAUGCAUCUCGUGUCCUACAGGGAUAACGCGGAUGUACGUCAGUUUUUGGACCAACAAGGUGCCUCUAAGACCAUGUUAACUGGGUAUUUUAAGGCGAAUUGUGAGUUCCCGUGGGCACGGAGCAUACUAUAUAGGGAAGUCCCAGAAAAUGCAGUUUGGAACCCUACAUUAAAGAAAUGGAAGAAGAGAAAACAACGCACACAGGUUGGAAGGAUCAUCUCAGCGCAUCCUGCAGAGGGAGAAAGAUACUAUCUAAGGGUACUACUAAACCAUGUGGCAGGUGCUACUUCAUAUGAAAAUCUAAGGACAUUUGAUGGUGUUGUCUACCCUACCUUCCGUGAAGCUGCCGAGAAAAGAGGUAUUAUUGAGUCAGACAAUAACAUCGAUGAUUGCUUAACAGAGGCUGAAAUAUUCCAUAUGCCAUCAUCUCUCCGCAGGUUGUUUGCCACAAUAUUGGUUUUCUGUGAACCCAACAAUGUCCGUGGGAUAUGGAACAAGCACCUAGAGGCAAUGUCCGAUGACUUCCGACGAGACCAAAUGAACUCACAUGUAGUUGAACAAAUGGUUCUGUUGGAUAUUAGAAAUAUGCUAUAG
Molecule: messenger RNA, 1461 nt
Organism: Phragmites australis (common reed)
Lineage: Eukaryota; Viridiplantae; Streptophyta; Magnoliopsida; Poales; Poaceae
Exons: 1
Coding region: 1-1461 (486 amino acids)
Source: RefSeq, a predicted model, not a curated record